AGUGUAAUCACAGUCCUCAGAAACAUAAAUCAGUGACUGCUAUAGGCGAGGAUGUCUCAAGUUCCUGCUAACACAAACAUCUAAGACUCCUAGCAGCAAGUAUUGGUAUCUACGUACAACCACGAUAUUGGAUCUUAAUUGGAAAUGUCAUCAGAUAUGUGAUUUCAGUUCAACUUUGUCUGGAUUGAGAUAAUCAUUAACGACUCAGCCCCUUGAGAUUUGGAUUGUCUGAGCGACAAAUAAGACAAACACACUUUUUUAAGAAGAUAAGGGACUUCUAAGAAUUGACAGUAUAAUUGGAGAAACAUAUUUGACACCAUGACAUCUUCGAUGGUACUUAUUUGGACGCCAUUACUGGUGCUGGUUUCGUUCCAAACAGUCAACAGUGACGAACCCCCACCGACGACAACACUGUCCCCGAGCUCCGGAGGAGGCGGAUUCUCCUUUAAUAGCGGGACGUCAGUUGGCGGUGGUGGAAAUUCACAAUUUGUUGUCCGUCAGGUUUCUACCAAUUCUGGUUUUAAUAGACCGUAUGGUAGAAGAGCACAACAGCAACAGUUUGUGUCAUUUCAACGUCCUCACAUGCGUACAAUGCACUAUCAGAGGCCUAUGUACAGGCAUGUGAACGUUGUAAGGAUACCUUACUACUAUACACAAUACUACACUUAUGUGCCACCACCCCUUAGAUAUUUCUUCACAAACUUUGAUGCAGGGAUUAAGCAGUUUGACUUCAGUGCAAAUGACGGCAGCGCAGCCAUAGGUGAUGGGGGAGCCGUUAUUAGUUUUGGCGGCGGAGGUAAUGAAGAGAUGAAGUUUGUUGGUAGCGAUCGGGGUGGCGGAUCAAUGAUUUCUAUGGCAGAGCAACAGCAGCAGAUGCAACAGCAACAACAGCAGCAGCAACAGCAAACACAGCAGCAGCAGCAGCAACAACAACAGCAGAUGCAACAGCAACAGCAGAUGCAACAACAACAGCAGCAGCAGCAGCAGCAGCAGAUGCAACAGCAGAUGCAACAGCAGAUGCAGCAGCAGCAACAACAAGAACAGGCAGCAUUCGCUGCGAGACAGCAGGCAAUGGCCGAAGCUAUGACAAGUCAUUGGGCCAUGAAAGGAGCACAUAUUGGUAGUGGAGGGGUUUUAGGAGGAAGAGGAAUGACAGCCUCAAAUGGGGGUCAUGUGUUUGAGCAAUUUUCGAGUCAUUCUGGAAUGAUAGGCGGUUCCAGGUUCGGCCCCGCUCCUCAAGUUAAUGGACCCCUUAGUCCAGGUCCAGUCCUUUCUAAUAUGGGACCAGGACACGUUGGACCCCAGGUGAAUCCUCCCUUCUCAAAAUAA
Mizuhopecten yessoensis (Yesso scallop) is the source of this 1329-nucleotide messenger RNA. RefSeq lists its product as uncharacterized. The transcript has 4 exons. The coding region runs from base 319 to 1329 and encodes 336 amino acids. Gene Ontology annotation, biological process: regulation of transcription by RNA polymerase II. Gene Ontology annotation, molecular function: transcription cis-regulatory region binding. The record is from RefSeq and is a predicted model, not a curated record. Gene Ontology annotation, cellular component: nucleus. NCBI's taxonomy places the organism in Eukaryota, Metazoa, Mollusca, Bivalvia, Pectinida, Pectinidae.